Messenger RNA from Oldenlandia corymbosa var. corymbosa, 801 nucleotides. Lineage: Eukaryota; Viridiplantae; Streptophyta; Magnoliopsida; Gentianales; Rubiaceae. The record is from the annotation of a GenBank genome assembly.
AUGGCAACAAAAACCAGUGGGAGCCGCCAAAAGAUUGAAAUGACGAAAAUGAAAAAUGAAAACAGCCUCCAAGCCACCUUCACAAAGCGCAGAAAGAGCGUUUUCAACAAAGCCAAUGAACUCAGCAUCCUUUGUGAUGCAGAAGUUGCCCUAAUAGUCUUUUCUCCAGGUGGAAAGGCUUUCUCUUUUGGCCAUCCUUCCGUCCAAUCCACGAUCGAAAAGUACCUCCAUUCUGAAAAUAACCCAUCAUCAUCUUCUGCUAUAUUAAAAACAAUGAAUUUUACGGAGCGUAUUAUUGAGGCUAAUCGAAAAUCACGCCUUCAUCAGAUGUGCAAAGAACUAAGUCAGCUUGAGAAGCUUUUGGAGGAUGAAAAAAAACUCCGAAAUGAGUUGGAGAAAGCGAGGAAUGAGGACAAGGGAAAGCAGUGGUGGAAGGCACCCAUUGAUGAGCUUGAUUUGGAGCAGCUUUCGAUUUAUGCAAAGGCUUUGGAAGGGCUCAAGAAAGAUGUUGACAAGGAAAGGCUUUCGGUUCCGAUGACGGAAAAUGGUCAUCCUCAUCUUCUGAAUCUUCUUGGAGAUACUAACGUUAACGGAAGUGCUUCCGUUGAUGAUAUGGAGAGUGGAAGUGCUUCUGAUUUGUUACAUGGUGGAAAUGUUUCCGGUCGCGGUCCGUUUGGUUUUAGUGAUGAAAAGGAGGAACUUGAUCUGAAUCGUACGGCGCUGCGGUUAGGGUCUGGUUCUGGUAGUCUAGGAAGGGCUGAAGAUCAUCAGAAAUCUAUCCGUCUUCAUAAUUUUAUUUAG